This is a messenger RNA of Spizellomyces punctatus DAOM BR117, 2528 nucleotides long. RefSeq lists its product as uncharacterized. The record is from RefSeq and is a predicted model, not a curated record. The transcript is spliced from 3 exons. The coding region runs from base 111 to 2423 and encodes 770 amino acids. NCBI's taxonomy places the organism in Eukaryota, Fungi, Chytridiomycota, Chytridiomycetes, Spizellomycetales, Spizellomycetaceae. Gene Ontology annotation, molecular function: flavin adenine dinucleotide binding; long-chain-alcohol oxidase activity.
GUGUUCGCCUUGUGCUGACAACAUGAUAGCCGCCAAGAAAUGUCUUCUCGCUUUCCUCCGUCGCUUUCCUUUCAUCUCCCCCAUCCUUACCACCAUUCUAGCGUACAAAUAUGAGUGCCCAGCCUGCCAAUGAAGGCAGUCCUCCAAAUGACUUUGCGGCCACAAGCACUUCCUUACCUGCGGCGGAUUCCGUACAACAAGCAGUGGGCAAAGCCGCCAAGGGAGUCGCCCACGCAGUUCAUUCCACGCUGCUGCACGCUGACAUUCCAGCUGAUGGCAUAUGUGGCUUCUCUCAGUCUCAGGCUCUUGUGCUAGCGGCACUCGCCGAUACUUUGGUCGCCGCGCUCAACCCUGAGGAGACUGCUCGUCUAGUUGCGACCACCCAGAGUGUUCGGAACGCCCAAUCCUUAUCGGACGAUGUGAUCAGCUUUGCUCAGAUAUCCGGGGGUACUAUGGAGCUGGUGAAAAACAUGAUUGAUUAUCUUCACAAGGCCGCCCAUCCGGAUCAGCUGCAGAGCGUUCAAACUGCGCUCUGGGUUUUAUCCACGGGCCCUGGAUGCUUCCUUUUGACGGGCUCGUCAACUCCUGUUCAUAGAUUAGAUAGAAGUGCUAGAGAGAAGGUAGUUAGCAAACUCUUUCACAGUCCCCUUGCAGCAUUGCGUGCAUUGGUGAAAUCCAUCUAUGGCAUGGUUAUAUUAAAUACCUAUGGGGAACCUAAGCUGGGCAAGGGUAGAAAUCCAUUCUUGAAAGUCAUAGGCUACCCUGAAGGGCCUCACGUCGAAAGACCGCUUCCAGAUCCAGCGGAUAUCUGGAGACCCUCAUUUUUGGACCUCCAGGGUCUGGUCGGGCCGAACGAUAGCGAGGAGAUCAGAUUGGCUUGCGAUAUUGUGGUUGUUGGUUCCGGCGCCGGGGGAGGUGUAGUCGCAGGAGAACUGGCACAGGCUGGGCAUGAUGUUCUGGUUCUAGAGAAGGCGUUUUACACCCAUCCAUCCGAGCUGCCAUAUACACCAAAGGCAUCUUUCGAGCUCCUCUUUGAGCGGUCUGGCGCACUUGGUAGCGAGGAUGGCUCGAUGCAGGUAUUGACCGGGAAUGCGUGGGGUGGUGGUACGGCGGUGAACUGGUCCGCGUCGUUGCGGCUUCCAUCAAAGGUCCGGGAAGAGUGGGCGACCAAAUAUAAGUUGCCUUAUUUUAUGUCGCUUGAUUAUGCGAACGCUGUGGAUGCUGUAUGCACGAGAGUGGGUGUUAGCACAGAUGCUAUCGAGCACAAUGCGUCCAACUCGCUGUUGCUGGAAGGAUUGGCACGAUUAGGGAUGCCACACGGAGUAAUUCCACAAAACACCGAUAGUCAGUCCCAUGAAUGCGGUUUCUGUUGCUUCGGAUGUCCUUAUGGAACAAAGCAAGGAACGCAUUUGACGUUCUUGCGGGACGCCGCCGAGUCAGGGAACGCGCGAUUCAUAGAGGGAUGUACAGUGGACAGAGUUUUGCACAAGGGUGGACGGGCCGUUGGAGUAAAGGGGACGGUUAUUGAGCGUGGAACUGGACGCACUCGCAAAAUUAUGGUCAAAGCAAAAAAAGUUGUGGUUAGCGCAGGCAGCCUUCACAGCCCGGCCAUUCUCCUUCGAUCUGGGCUACGAAAUCCCAAUAUUGGUAAACACCUUCGCCUACAUCCUUGUACCCACGUAUUCGGAAUAUUCCGCAAUUCCGAAAAGCCCAUUAACACGUACUCAGGCUCCAUAAUGACCGUCCUGGGUACGCCAGCUGAAAAUGCUCAUGGAGAUGGUUAUGGAAGUAAGCUUGAGAUCUCCUGCAUGCAUCCAGCCAUGUUUGCAAGCUGCGUUCCCUGGAGAAGUGCAGAGGAACAUAAGAGAUUGCUGGCGCUCUACGAUCGCAUGGUGCCAGUACUUGUCAUCGGGCGAGAUAGUGAUGCGACAAAGGGUCGUGUCUACCUGGACAAAACAGGGACGCCGCGGAUAGAGUACACCAUCUCCCCAAAGGACCAGAUCUCUCUCGCUGCAGGUGUUGAGGCUGGUAUAAAGGCUCUUAUCGCUGCGGGCGCAACGGAAAUCAUUACGAAUCAGAGGGGAGUGGACCCAUUCUCGAUCGACCCUGAAAAGAUCAAUGACAUAUUCACCAGCAAGGAGUUUGGAAAUUACUUGGCCAAAGUCCGCAAGUGGGGUUUCCAGCCGACGUGGACACCAUUGUUCACAGCCCAUCAGAUGGGCACAUGUCGCAUGGCUGGUAGCGCAUCACAAGGAGCUUGUAAUCCUGACGGUAGGACAUGGGAAGUUGAUGGCUUAUACGUUGCAGAUGCGAGCUUGUUUCCGACUGCAAGUGGCGUCAAUCCCAUGGUGACAACUCUCUCCUUGGGCUACGCUGUUGCGCAAAGAGUAAAAGAGAGCUUGCAGAGUACUGCCAAGUUGUAAUCCAUUCAUUUAGUAUGUACGAGAGUGAUACCACGAUAAUCAUCUGGGAGGGUGUUUUACAUUGUGUAUUAUAGAUUUUGGAAUCAAAGAUAUAUGGACCUCUUA